Lycium barbarum (goji berry) is the source of this 3567-nucleotide messenger RNA. Its product is annotated as pentatricopeptide repeat-containing protein At4g04790, mitochondrial-like. Lineage: Eukaryota; Viridiplantae; Streptophyta; Magnoliopsida; Solanales; Solanaceae. Gene Ontology annotation, molecular function: protein binding. The coding region runs from base 338 to 2884 and encodes 848 amino acids. The record is from RefSeq and is a predicted model, not a curated record. The transcript has 17 exons.
ACUUUAGUCCUUUAUGAUGUUCAAAGAAAUAUUGUCUUGGGGGACAAGUUCCAACUUUUUGUCUUAUAAACAUUGCUUGAAAUUCCAGUGUGAUGAAAUCAAAUUUUACACAUUGUUGCCUCCUCCUAUCAUCAUUUCCAUUAAUUGCUUCAUUCACCAAAUUAGCAAUUUUAACUAAUCUGUUUUAGAUCAAUUUAUCCAAAUAAAACUAUUUUUAACUGUAAACAUAAUCAAACCUAACAGUUCUACUAAUCUCUAUCUUACUUAAAGAUUCAAGCCUUUUUUUUUUUUGUUCCUUUCAGUUCACAUUGAGAAAAUCAAAUUCGGGUCAUUGCUGAUGCCCGGUUCAAAAUCCAAAACCCUAAGCGCUUUGUUCCGUUCCGCCAAUAAAUUAGCAAAACAAUGGAAAUCCGGUGUUCCUUCUACUUCAGCACAAGAUGUUGCUCUAAAACAAUAUGUAUCUUCCAUUAAAUCAACAUCUAAUGUUUCUUCAAAGCCUCUCAGUGAAAUAGCAGCCGAAAGCUUGAAUUUUAAUGACUCUGGAAAAUCGGCAAAGUUGCUGACAAGAGAAAUAUCGUCGAUACUCUGUGGUGAUUUAGAUUCUUAUUUGAGCGAUUCAGAAACGAGUAGUAAUGGAAGUUGUUUGGAAAAUGUAUUGGAUGUACCAUGGUUAUCAAAUGUAGAAAAAAACAAUGCGUCAUUGCGGCGCAAAGAAAUAGCAAGAGAAAGGAAGGAAAAGUGGACCUUCAAGAGUAGUCAGACUAGUCGUUUCCACCAGUUGGUUAAACAAUGUGCCUGUAAACUGGGGACUGAAACUGCCAUUAAGGUGUUUGUCAAAUUGGGACGAGAAACUGGCCUGAAAGAAUAUAAUGCUCUAAUAAGACUCUGUAUAGAGAAGGCCAGAGAAACUAAUGACGAAGAGAUGUCAUUGAAGCAGCUUUCAAAGGCUUAUCAACUUCUUAAAUCAAUGAAGGAACAGGGUUUCCAAGUAGAAGAGGAGAGCUAUGGUCCAAUUCUUAUGUAUUUUAUUGAUUUUGGCAUGGUACAGGAGUUUGAUUUUUACUGUGAGCUCAUUAUAGAUAGAAAUGCUGAUUCACUUGCAAGAUUAGCUUACUAUGAGAUGUUGCUUUGGAGUAAAGUUGAAGAUGAAGAUAAAAUAGAAGAACUCCUCUACCAUCUUUCUCUUUAUGAUGAUGAGGAUAAAUCUGCCUUUCAAGAAAACUAUCUCUUAGCACUGUGCGAAAGGGACCGAGUUGAGGAUUUUGUGAGGCUGCUACGAACUGUUGACAUAACAAAAAUUUCAUCUACUGAUUGUGUCACAAAUAUCUUCAAGUUCUUGGGGAAGUUGCUAUUGGAGUCCUUCGCAAAGAAGUUUCUUCAGGAGUUGGUAACAAGAGAUAUUGGAGCAGAAGACAUCUCAAAAUUUAUUUACAAUUAUACAACUAGCAUGCCAAAUUUAGCGGUUGAAGAUGUUAUCCUUGAAUUCAAAAAUUUACAUGCUGAGUUGGAGCUUAGGCCAAUAUCGUCCCAGUAUCAGAAGCUUAUUAUGUACUGUUGUGAGUUAUUUAAGGUACAUGCUGCACUAGAUAUGGUUGAUCAAAUGUUUGAAGCAGGUCUGACAUUACCGUUGGAGACAUUUAAUUCCAUACUGGAAGCCUGCGAUAAAAGCUGUGAGUAUAAUUUGGUUCAUCGAAUAUAUUCAAUGAUACUUCAUCAUGAUAUCACGCCAAAUAGCGAGACCUUCAGGAUUAUGAUAAAUAUGACUGUGAGAACAAAGGAUUUUGAAGGCGCAUAUGGCAUGCUCAAAGAUUUGGAGAAGUUCAACGUGAGGCCUACCACUAACAUGUAUAAUGCCAUAAUGGCAGGAUAUUUCCGAGAGAAAGACACUCAUGCUGCUUUAAAGGUUCUCAAACAUAUGGAAGAUGCUAAUGUGAAGUCAGACUCUCAAACUUUCAGCUAUCUGAUAAGCAAUUGCACGAGUGGGGAUGACAUAUCUAAGUUUCUUGAUGAGAUGAAAGAUUCUGGAGUCCAACACACAAAGCAUGUAUAUAUGUCGCUAAUAAAUGGAUAUGCAGCUUCUGGACAGUUUGAAAAGGCUAAACAGGUAAUCUAUGAUCGAAGAGUACCUGUAAAGGGUUUCAAUGAAAUUAGAAGUGUGCUUGUUGCAGCUCUUGCUUCACAUGGGCAAAUAUCAGAUGCCCUUAAAAUAUAUGAGGAAAUGAAAGAAGCUCAAUGCAAGUUGGAGCCAAAAGCGAUUAUCUGUCUCAUUGAAAACCUUCAAUCUGAAGGAGAUUUGCGUAGAUUGCUCCACCUACUUGAGCAAUUAAAUGGCCUCGAUCAUUGGGUUGAUGCCGCCUAUAGGGUCAUAACAUAUUGUAUUCGGAAAGAUCACUUCAGAUCUAUUGUUGACUUGCUUAAAAAGCUGGUAGAUGCAUACAAGUAUGAUGAAGUGGCUAAGGAAGUUCUAUUCGAUGAGGUUUUCUGCCAGAUUGCGGAAAAAGAUCCAAUAAAUUUACAGUUAGGCUUGGAUCUCCUUCAGGCUAUUAAGAAAGAGAUUGGUCUCCUCCCUUCACGACAAAGUCUUGAUUUCCUCCUCAGUGCUUGUGUCAAUGCGAAAGAUUUACAAGCUUGUUAUCUGAUUUGGAAGGAGUACAAAAUAGCUGGUCUUCCUUACAAUAUUUUAAGUUAUGUGAGGAUGUAUCGAGCCUUGUUGGCAUUAGGGGACUACAAAUCUGCAGCAAAUAUUCUCAAUAAAAUACCAAGGGAUGAUAUUCAUGUUUGCAGUGUAGUCCAAGCUUGUCAAGAAGCUUAUGGAAUGUCUGCCUCCACAAAAGGGAAAAAGGAAAAAAAGAAAAUUAGGAAGGAUGUGAGAUGUGAGAUUUGAUAAGUGAAGUUCGUAGGAGAUUUAGAAAAUUCUUCGCACUUGUUUGAGAUCAACAUUUUGCAGAUCUUGUAGAUGUACAACUUUUAGGGCUGAGAACUCGUUCUUUUUCAUGUACCCUGUGAGAGCUCUAUAUUAGUCCUGCUUUGAAAUUGCCCUGAGAUUAACAAUAAGUUGGGAAGUGGAUCAAGAGAAAAGAGACACUUCAUUUGACUUCUGGUAUCAUGGAAUCAUUGCCUAUAAUCAUUUGCGGCAUAGAAGGAACUUGCACUGAAAUGUACAAGGACUAAGAAUCAAGUGGUGAAGUCCGGCUUGUUUCAAUUUGAAGAGGACCUGUAACAUGUGUUUUCCCGAGUUCUCUGUAGACUCAUUUGUUAAUUUAGGGAUCAGGUACGUGAUAGUUUAGGUAUUUUUAAUUGAUCGAUGGUACACACAUUUACACCUCCAAAUUUCCCUCGUGGUAUUUUCGAUAGUUUAGAAGGGGCCUUAUAUGUACUUCCAUUUGGUCGCUAGCCGUUUGUCCCAUGCUAACAUUUCAGACCAUCUGGUUCAAAUGUGAAACAGAGCAGAUUGGUUUGGCUUUUACUUAUAAGAAAAAUGAGAAAUCCUAUUUGGAGCAAUGCAAAAAGUGUUCAAUUGUAAACUGAAUUGUUUGGCCUCUCUAAUAAAAGCAAUUGUUCAGUUCU